UUCCUGUCCAGCUGUUUGUCUAACGAGAUGGGGAUUGUCUGGAUCGUAACUUUAUCUCUCCUGGGGGAACUUUCAGAUGCUCUUUAUAUGCCGAAAUUUCUAUGCGUCCCUCCAUAUGUGGCCUUUGAUGGUAGUUGCAUCAUUACUACCACCAGUAAGCCCCGGAUUUUGCCUUGCUCAGGAAACAGUUCCAAUAAAUCAUCGGUUUCGGAAAAAGAUACAACUGAAAUAAGCACUGAGGUAACGCCUUGGAACUCAAUUGGCCCACCUAGAAAAACGGAAGCUCCAUCAACCGAGAUACCUGGCAAAAUACCGUCGAUAAGUCCUGAAAAUUCGACAAGUCCGCCAAUUUCCACCACCGAGAGACCUGGAGUAAUUGUAUCGAUAAGUCCAGGAAUUUCGAUUAGCCCACAAGAGCCACCGCAAACAUCCUCCCCCUUGGGUGUACAAUCAACAACCAUUUCUUCGAUACCUGAUAAAACAUCGACGACAAGUCCUGGAACUUCGACAGGCCCAACAAAUUUCACCACCAAGAGACCUGGGUUAAUAGUAUCGGAAGGUCCAGGAACUUCGAUUAGCCCACAAGAGCCACCGCAAACAUCCUCCCCCUUGGGUGUACAAUCAACAACCAUUUCUUCGAUACCUGAUAAAACAUCGACGACAAGUCCUGGAACUUCGACAAUCCCGCCAAUUUCCACCACCGAGAGACCUGGGGUAAUAGUAUCGGAAGGUCCAGGAAUUUCGAUUAGCCCACAAGAGCCACCGCAAACAUCCUCCCCCUUGGGUGUACAAUCAACAAUCGUUUCAUCGAUACCUGGUAAAAUAUCGACGAUAAGUCCUGGAACUUCGACAAGCCCACCAAUUUCCACCACCGAGAGACCUGGGGUAAUUGUAUCGAUAAGUGCAGGAAUUUCGAUUAGCCCACAAGAGCCACUGCAAACAUCCUCCCCCGUGGAUGUGCAAUCCACAACCAUUCCUACGAUACCUGGUAAAAUAUCGACGAUAAAUCCAGGAAAUUCGACAAGCCUGCCAAUUCUCCUCACAGAGAGACCUGGGGUAAUAGUAUCGGAAGGUCCAGGAACUUCGAUUAGCCCUCAAGAGCCACCGCAAACAUCCUCCCCCGUGGGUGUACAGUCAACAACCAUUUCUUCGAUACCUGAUAAAACAUCGACGACAAGUCCUGGAACUUCGACAGGCCCAACAAAUUUCACCACCAAGAGACCUGGGGUAAUAGUAUCGGAAGAUCCAGGAACUUCGAUUAGCCCACAAGAGCCACCGCAAACAUCCUCCCCCUUGGGUGUACAAUCAACAACCAUUUCUUCGAUACCUGAUAAAACAUCGACGACAAGUCCUGGAUCUUCGGCAGGCUCUCCAAAUUCCACCACAAAGAGACCUUGGGUAAUAGUAUCGGAAGGUCCAGGAAUUUCGAUUAGCCCACAAGAGCCACCGCAAACAUCCUCCCCCUUGGGUGUACAAUCAACAAUCGUUUCAUCGAUACCUGAUAAAACAUCGACGACAAGUCCUGGAACUUCGGCAGGCCCUCCAAAUUCCACCACAAAGAGACCUGGGGUAAUAGUAUCGGAAGGUCCAGGAACUUCGAUUAGCCCACAAGAGCCACCGCAAACAUCCUCCCCCUUGGGUGUACAAUCAACAACCAUUUCUUCGAUACCUGAUAAAACAUCGACGACAAGUCCUGGAACUUCGGCAGGCCCGCCAAAUUCCACCACCAAGAGACCUGAAGUAUUGGUAUCGAUAAGUCCAGGAAUUUCGAUUAGCCCACAAGAGCCACCGCAGACAUCCUCCCCCGUGGGUGUACAACCAACAACCGUUUCUUCGAUACCUGAUAAAACAUCGACGAUAAGUCCUGGAACUUCGACAAUCCCGCCAAUUUCCACCACCGAGAGACCUGUGGUAACAGCAUCGAUAAGUCCUGGAAAUUCAAUUAGCCCUCAAGAAACCUCGCAAACAUCCACCCCCGUGAAUUUACGUCCAACAACUAUUUCAUCGAUUCCUGUUAUAACAAAUUCGGAGGUCACUGCUCCUAGCAUUGAAAAACCAAAAAUACCUUCACCCAGUAUUCCUGAAAUAUUGCCGAUAAAUCUUACAGUCCCUGACACAUCUCAAUUGAUUGACAGUAUUUUAAAUGGUGUAAAACUACCGAUAAUUCCGAUUCCCGGGGGUCUGCCGUCACUAAAAAUUCCUCCGCUACCCAACAUUCCUGGAACUCCUUAUAUUGAUAAAAUAAAGAUACCAGGGAUUCCCUCUUUCGGUGGUAUGUCUCCACCAAAAAUUCCUCCGCUACCCAACAUUCCUGGACCUCCUCAUAUUGAUAAUAUAGAGAUACCAGGGAUUCCCUCUUUCGGUCGUCUCCCUUCACUUAAAUUUCCUCCGCUACCCAACAUUCCUGGAACUCCUUAUAUUGAUAAAAUAAAGAUACCAGGGAUUCCCUCUUUCGGUGGUAUGUCUCCACCAAAAAUUCCUCCGCUACCCAACAUUCCUGGACCUCCUCAUAUUGAUAAUAUAGAGAUACCAGGGAUUCCCUCUUUCGGUCGUCUCCCUUCACUAAAAAUUCCUCCGCUACCCAACAUUCCUGGAACUCCUUAUAUUGAUAAAAUAAAGAUACCAGGGAUUCCCUCUUUCGGUGGUAUGUCUCCACCAAAAAUUCCUCCGCUACCCAACAUUCCUGGACCUCCUCAUAUUGAUAAUAUAGAGAUACCAGGGAUUCCCUCUUUCGGUGGUAUGUCUCCACCAAAAAUUCCUCCGCUACCCAACAUUCCUGGAACUCCUUAUAUUGAUAAAAUAAAGAUACCAGGGAUUCCCUCUUUCGGUGGUAUGUCUCCACCAAAAAUUCCUCCGCUACCCAACAUUCCUGGACCUCCUCAUAUUGAUAAUAUAAAGAUACCAGGGAUUCCCUCUUUCGGUGGUAUGUCUCCACCAAAAAUUCCUCCGCUACCCAACAUUCCUGGACUUCCUCAUAUUGAUAAUAUAAAGAUACCAGGGAUUUCCUCUUUCGGUGGUAUGUCUCCACCAAAAAUUCCUCCGCUACCCAACAUUCCUGGAACUCCUCAUAUUGAUAAUAUAAAGAUACCAGGGAUUCCCUCUUUCGGUCGUCUCCCUUCACUAAAAAUUCCUCCGCUACCCAACAUUCCUGGAACUCCUCAUAUUGAUAAUAUAAAGAUACCAGGGAUUCCCUCUUUCGGUGGUAUGUCUCCACCAAAAAUUCCUCCGCUACCCAACAUUCCUGGAACUCCUCAUAUUGAUAAUAUAAAGAUACCAGGGAUUCCCUCUUUCGGUGGUAUGUCUCCACCAAAAAUUCCAGCGCUACCCAACAUUCCUGGAACUCCUUAUAUUGAUAAAAUAAAGAUACCAGGGAUUCCCUCUUUCGGUGGUAUGUCUCCACCAAAAAUUCCUCCAAUACCCAGCAUUCCUGGAAUUCCUAGUAUUGAUACAUUAAAGAUACCACGGAUUUCCCCUCUCGGUGGUCUGUCUCCACCAAAACUUUCUUCGAUACCCAGCAUUCGUGGAAUUCCUAGUAUUGAAGAUCUAAAGAUACCACGGAUUCCCCCUGUCGGUGGUCUGUUUCUACCAAAAAUUCCUUCCAUACCUGGCAUUUUCGGAAUUCCUAGUAUUAAAAAUCCGAAGAAACCACGGAUUACCCCUCUGGGUGGUCUGUCUCCACCAAAACUUCCUUCGAUACCUAGCAUUCCUGGAAUUCCUAGUAUUGAAAACCUACAUAUACCACGGAUUUCUCCUCUCGGUGGUCUGUUUCUACCAAAAAUUCCUUCGAUACCUGGCAUUUUUGGAAGUCCUAGUAUUGAAAAUGCAAAGAUACCACGGAUUUCCCCUCUCGGUGGUCUGUCUUCACCAAAACUUCCUUGGAUACCUAGCAUUCCUGGAAUUCCUAGUAUUGAAAACCUACAGAUACCACGGAUUCCUCCUCUUGCUGGUUUGUCUCCACUAAAAAUCCCUUCGAUACCUAGUAGGAAAAAUUCGCAGAUCAAUAUACCAAAAAUUGACUCUACCGGUGGUCUGUCUCCACCAAAAAUUCCUUCGAUACCUGGAAUUCCUAAUUUUGCAAAUCCAGGGAGACAACGGAUUCCCCCUCUAGGAGUGUUUAGCCCACCAAAAGCGCCAGCGAUUCCACAAGUAAUGGAUCCCAGGAUCAUAGUUCCCAAGCUUCCGGUGUUGCCCAAAUUGGUAAAUUAUCCUAAUGACAUAAAUUUGGAUAAUAUUAUUCCCAAAGACCUAUUUAACUAAACCCUUAUUCGUAAGGAUAACGGGUAUUUAGUUAAUAGUGUACAACCAAAAACUCUGUCAGUUGACAUUGAGGAGGAGAAUAAAUAAAUAUUGCUCAA
Molecule: messenger RNA, 4355 nt
Organism: Drosophila suzukii
Lineage: Eukaryota; Metazoa; Arthropoda; Insecta; Diptera; Drosophilidae
Source: RefSeq, a predicted model, not a curated record